AGGCUCCAGGUCGCUCUGGGCUCUGUUGUUGUGCAGAGCUGCAGAAGGCCUGACAGAGCCAGCUAGACAGAGAGAAAGGGAACGGUGAGACACAGACAGAGGCAGACACACUGUGGGCUGAGAGCUGUGUACUCAUUUCAUCACCCAGUCCAACCAGCGACACCAGAGAGGAAGGACACAAGGGGAAGAGGGAGAAAAGAAGGAGCAUCAGUGAAAGCAAGGGAAGUCGGGGGAGAGGCAAGGUGAAGGAGGAGAAGGGAGGAAGGAAAGGGAGGGAGGAAGGAGGCUUGAGCAUGAGGAGGGGCGCCUAACUGACAUUGCUGCUCUCGCUAUCGCACAGACACACUUCAGCAGAGGCAGACGCACACUCAGACAGUUGCUGCCCUUUUUAUCUUCCUUUUGUGGACUCUUGUUCUCCAUCCUUUCUUCUCCUCCAAGCAAGGGGACAAGAGAGACAGAGCGAGGAGGAGAGAAAAGGACGAGAAGGAGGAGGAGGCAGUAACCCUUUCUUCUCCUGCACUCAGACACACAGCAAAGAUAGGGAGAGAACGGUUAAAUAAAAAAGAGAGAAAGCAGCUUUCUGUUGUAUUUCGCCGUCUCCUUUGGUCCCUCGGCCAGAGAGCGGCUAACAACCACCGCUCAUGUCCGUGAACUCGGAGAAAUCCUCGUCCCCUGAAAGACCUGAGAACCAGCAGAAAGCCCCGGUGAGCACACCUCCUCCCCCACCGCCUCCUCCACCUCCCCCUGAGCCGGCAGGGCCCCCAGAGCCGGAGGAGGAGAUCCUGGGCUCCGAUGAUGAGGAGCAGGAAGACCCCGCAGACUACUGUAAAGGAGGAUACCACCCGGUGAAGAUCGGGGAUUUAUUCAACGGGAGGUACCAUGUGAUCAGGAAGCUCGGGUGGGGUCACUUCUCCACCGUAUGGCUUUGCUGGGACAUCCAAGUGAAGAACUUUGUGGCAAUGAAGGUGGUGAAGAGUGCCCAACACUACACAGAGACUGCCUUGGAUGAGAUCAAACUGCUGCGAUGUGUGAGAGAGAGUGACCCCAGCGAUCCCAACAAGGAUAUGGUGGUUCAGCUGAUAGACGACUUCAAGAUUUCUGGAGUCAAUGGCAUACAUGUGUGCAUGGUCUUUGAGGUUCUUGGUCAUCAUCUGCUGAAAUGGAUUAUUAAAUCCAACUACCAAGGUCUGCCGCUACCAUGUGUCAAGAGCAUAAUCAAACAGGUCCUGCAGGGUCUGGAUUACCUCCACACAAAGUGUAAAAUCAUCCACACAGACAUCAAACCAGAGAACAUCCUGAUGUGUGUAGAUGAUGUCUUUGUUAGGCGUAUGGCUAUGGAGGCAACGGAAUGGCAGAAAGCCGGAGCCCCGCCACCAUCCGGAUCAGCAGUUAGCACAGCCCCCCAGCUCAAACCGGUGAGUACAACUGAUAUGGGAAAGAUCUCCAAGAACAAGAAGAAGAAGUUGAAGAAGAAGCAGAAGAGGCAAGCUGAGCUGCUGGAAAGGCGGAUGUUGGAGAUUGAAGCCCUGGAGAGAGAAGCAGAGAAAAAGGAAGAGGGAGCCAAAGAAGGUGGGGACAAAAGUGCACCUGAAGACAACCCACCCUCUCCGCUUCAACUGCAGACUCCGCCACCGCCGCUGGGUCCCAGCAUGGCUCUGGGAGAGAGCGAUGAUGAUGACGAUGAUGAGGAGGAUGGGGAAGAUGAGGAGGAGGAGGGAGGAGGGAGAGAGAGGCCCGUCAGGUUGACCAAUCAUACAUGUGCGGCGCCUCCCCAGGAACAGAAUGAGGCACCUCACAUCCCUGCUGAUGACCUAGAUGAGGAGGCGGAAGAAGAAGAAGAGGAAUCUACACCUAUCGCUGAAAAGGAUGCCCCCAUUCCUCCUACCUCAGAGGAGGGUAAUGGAGAGUCAACACAGGCAAAGCUAGAGCAGGAGGAGGGGGAGGGGGAAGAAGAGGAGGAAUUAAAAGGGGCAGAGGAUGAAAAUGUGGAGGAGGAGACGGCAGAAAAGGUUGUGGAGGAGGAGGAGGAGGAGGAGGAGGAAGACGGGGAAGAGGAGAAUCAAGAGGCUGAGACAGAGGAGAAUGAGACUGAGGAGCCAAAAGGGGAAAAUAAAGCAGAGGAGGAGGAGGAGGCAGUGGUGGAAGAGGAAGCAGUGUUGGAAGAAGAGGGGGAGGAGGAUGGGGAGGAAGAAGAGGAGGAAGAUGAGGAUGAUGACACAACAGCAGACCUCCUCACAGACAGCACCUCUCCCAUCAAACCCCACAACAAUAAAACUAAUUUGGCUAAAACCAAUGGCCAUGUUUUGUUGGGCUCUGAGGGACUCAGACAAAACCCUGGUACACCUCCACCUCCUUCACCCACCCCUGAGCCUCUCCUCUGCCCCCUGGUGGAGUCUGAGCUCAGCUACACAGACAGAGACAUCUCUCUCAGCUCUGGAUAUGAGAUGUAUAACGGUGAACUGGCCGAACCAGGGCUGACUAACGGCUCAAGUGACCGGCAUCAGGGAACAAUGCCCCUUUUCCCUGACUUGCCCCUGGAUCCUGAGCCGGGUAACCCAGUUUCAGUUGGAACGGCAGACAUUGGAGCUGGACCUUCACCCAAUAGCCCCCCUGCAGACCGUAGUCGCACUGUGUCAUCCUCAAGCACAGGAGACACACCCAAAGUCAGGGCCAGAGCUGCAGACCUCCUGAUCAACCCACUGGACCCCCGCAACGCUGACUCCAUCAGAGUAAAAAUUGCUGACCUUGGAAAUGCCUGCUGGGUGCAUAAGCACUUUACAGAAGAUAUCCAAACGAGACAGUACCGUUCCAUUGAGGUUCUGAUAGGAGCCGGUUACAGCACUCCUGCUGACAUCUGGAGUACUGCUUGCAUGGCAUUUGAACUGGCCACAGGAGACUACCUGUUUGAGCCUCACUCCGGAGAGGACUACUCCCGCGAUGAGGACCACAUCGCUCUGAUCAUGGAGCUUCUUGGGAAGGUUCCACGCAAAGUGGUCGCUGCCGGGAAGUACAGCCGAGAGUUUUUCUCCAAGAAAGGUGAGCUGCGGCAUAUCACCAAGCUGAAGCCGUGGUCGCUGUUUGACGUGCUAGUGGAGAAGUAUGGCUGGUCGCACGAAGACGCUGGACACUUCACUCACUUCCUUCUGCCCAUGCUGGAGAUGGUGCCUGAGAAGAGGGCCUCAGCCAGCGAAUGCCUGAACCACCCCUGGCUCAACUCGUAGCCACAAACUCUGACUGGUCACCCCCUUCUCUUCUGCCCCCUCAACCAUCAGCCCAAACAUCACCUUCUGGUGGCAGCCUGCAGACCCACAAUGUGGAGAAAAGCUGAAAACCAAUAGAUAAAGAUGAGAAACUUCCCUCAUGCCCCAUCCCACUCAUCCAUUACAUACUUACCUAACUAGGCUUAACUCCUGACUACACGUCCUUUCCCCAGAGGAAUGUAAAGACCGGCUCACGGAGAUGACAUGGCAAAGCAUAUGCAUCUAUCCAAACAUCUCCCAAAAAGAAAUGAUUUGAGGAUAGAUGUUUCCCACUUGAUCAAAAGGAGAAUACAGGCUCUAUGCUAUCUUUGUUUCUUCUACUGUCAGGAUGUUGGCCGUUCUGCUGCAUCUCUCUUUACAAAUUACCACUUGUUUGGAUUCAGCCACGAGGCGAUUACAGCUGCUGAUCUUCUCACUAACAUGACAGGACAGUUAGCAAGCAGCCUUGUUGCACUGCUGACGGCCCACAGCUCCAUCUUCCAUGACCAUAACUUAACGAGGGCCUCAAAGACAGAUGAGUAUGUCAUUUUGUGUGAGAAUGAGCGUUACGUGCCUGUGCUCAUGAUCUGCCUCCAUAGAUACUUCACUUUUCUUUCCAGCCCACUCUAACCCUGGAAGAAGCAUCCACUUCGGACUUAAAGUUUACACCCUGAUUUCUUCCAAGAAUCCAAUCCCAAAAAGCUUAUCUCACCCCAAGUUACCCCCCCACUUCCCAUGCUUUAUGGUCCUGUGUGGGACCACCUAGAAGGACAACAGGGGGUGCAUCCAACUAAAAGCUGCCAUUCUAAUAAACACAGACAGAAAAAGUGAGCAAAUUAAUAAGAUAGAAAUAAAAACACAAUCAGUUUUUAACGUGGAGGAGGUCCUCUUGGUCUCUAAAGACUUGUCCUAAAUUCAUGGAGACUGAUGGAUCGGCAUGAAGGAAUAUGACAGAUGAACACUUGAUGCUUUGCUUUAUUUGUACAUUUUGUUGGUUUCAUGACAUCUAUUGGACUUUCUGUUUGGACAUUUUGGUUCCCACUCUGAGGAUCACUAAUUUACAGUUUCCUUGUCAGCAUUUUGACAUUCUUACAUCUUGAUCCUCUGCCUUUAUUCCUGACUUUCAAUCCCAAAAAUAAUUCUAUUCAUUCCUACUGUGGCACGUUUACCAGAUACGAUUGGUACUGUUUCCCUUAUUUGCCCUUUAGAGGAACCCUUUUAUCCCUGAGCAUCUCCAGAAAGGGGAUGGUCACAUGGAGGUUGCACUUGUCUUUGUAAAUGUCCUUCAGGGAUUUGAAACCUUUGUACAUAGAACUGAGAUUUGGCAACGCAAAAGUGACUGUGGACAACAUUUCAACACACAAGCAUCAUUCCCAAAAAAGAAAAAAAACAAAACAUAAUAAUCCGAGGCCAUUGCUGGCAGAACGUGACUUCUUCUGGUAUUGUUGGAGAGUGGGCCAGGCAGCCACAUCAGGACCCUGGAGGAAAUGCCUAAGACUGAACAGUGCCACCUGGUGGUUGGAUGGGAGUACUGCAUCCCCACACACCUCUGCUGCUCUCAGUGCCAACGCUCCAAGACGUUCCACUGGAUCUCUCUACUUAAUCUUUAUUUCUCUCUCUGUCUCACACACACAUCAAACUCAAAUUAUCACAAUUAGUCCAGUUGCCUAUUUUUCGCAAUAAAUAAAAGAAAAAAGAUGACUAUAAGUAAAUGGUGAGAUAUUUUUAAAAACUAUUUAAUUCAUUAAAAAUAUAGGAAAUAAAAAAGAAAACAACUUUUCUCUGGUUGUUGUGACCGUGACAAAAAAAUGUCUUAUACUGAGGUGAUUGUGUUUGUCUGUUAGAGAUGUUUUUAUUUCUUUUUUCAUUGUUACCAUUAUUAUUAUUAUUAAUAUUGAAAGUAUUUUUUUCUACACAGCUGUCACCUCUCCCCUUCCUCCUUACUUGAACAGUGCUGCUCUGAUUGGGCUGGGCUCUUGAUGGUGAUGAAAAAAAAAGUUUUGCAAUAAAGGGUAUGUGAUGUUUUUUUUGUUUUGUUAUUUUCUCCUUUUAAUUUUUUUUCACCAAAACCUCCUGAUCUCACUUGUUCAGCCAUGCUGACUGUUCUUCCUGAUGACAUUGACAAACUCGCGUCUUGUCUGUUUUUCAUUGACAGAUUUAAUAAAAUUGUAAAUGAAUGGA
Molecule: messenger RNA, 5420 nt
Organism: Melanotaenia boesemani (Boeseman's rainbowfish)
Lineage: Eukaryota; Metazoa; Chordata; Actinopteri; Atheriniformes; Melanotaeniidae
Gene: srpk2
Product: SRSF protein kinase 2
Exons: 15
Coding region: 642-3221 (859 amino acids)
Biological process (GO): regulation of mRNA processing; spliceosomal complex assembly; protein phosphorylation
Molecular function (GO): ATP binding; protein kinase activity
Source: RefSeq, a predicted model, not a curated record